CAGCGAGCUUGCAAGGGAGGGUGCGAGGGAGGGAGAGAGAGGGAAGGAGAGAACUAGAGAGAGAGAGAGACGAGCAGACAGAGAUAGACAGAGCAAGCAAGUAAGAUAGAUAGGUAGGAGAGCUAGAGCAAGAGAAUAAGAAAAAGAGCGAGCACACAAGAAAGACAGCGAAGAGAGAGGGUGGGAGUGAGAGCACCAGAGACAGAGGGAGAGAUAGAACGAGAGAGACGGCUCUGUGUUUCCUCAGCUGUUUUCCCGAGGCCAUGGCAGGCAUGGCGUCGGAGCCAGGCACCCAGUCCAGGGUGAUGUUCCAGUCUGCAGACAAAACAGAGGAGCCUCCACAUCGCAAACUGGGAAAGCUGACCGUCAAAUACAACCGUAAGGACCUGCAGAGGAGGCUGGAUAUCGAGGAGUGGAUCGACGAUCAGCUGCACCUGCUCUUUGACUGUGAGGAGGAGGAGAUGCCAGAGUUAGAGAUUGACAUAGAUGAGCUGCUGGAGCUGUCAGACGUGGAGCAGAGAUCCAGACUGCAGGAGUUACUGCAGGAAUGUGGCAAGCCUAAAGAGGACUUUAUUAAUGGGCUGCUUUAUCGGAUUAAGGGCCUACGCAAAAUGUCAGGACCCCUAAAGAAAUAAUGAGAGGUCAAAUCAAGAAUCAAGACAAUGUAAAGCUCCCUCGCCAUUACCUUGUAUUUUGGAUGUCUGUCUGUGCAGUUACAUGUUAAUGGGACCUUCUCUCUGCACACGUGGGUCAAUGUUGGUCUGUAAAGAGAACAGUGGGUUUUGAUUAGUGUUUUAUAUUACUUUGUUUUUGGACCGUUUUAACAUUUUGAUUCCCCUCAAUACAAAUAAUGCACCAGUAAUUAAAUGUAUUGUCUAUUACCCACGUGGAAUGUUUUUGUGUAAGACUGUAUAUUUUUGGUUGCCUAUUUAUGUACAUAUAUUUUUGUUCUGUUAACAGUGUUGUAUGUCAAUAAAACUUAACAUUUUCAAGACAA
Molecule: messenger RNA, 997 nt
Organism: Oncorhynchus nerka (sockeye salmon)
Lineage: Eukaryota; Metazoa; Chordata; Actinopteri; Salmoniformes; Salmonidae
Gene: ppp1r14d
Product: protein phosphatase 1 regulatory inhibitor subunit 14D
Exons: 4
Coding region: 264-635 (123 amino acids)
Biological process (GO): regulation of phosphorylation
Cellular component (GO): cytoplasm
Molecular function (GO): protein serine/threonine phosphatase inhibitor activity
Source: RefSeq, a predicted model, not a curated record